Messenger RNA from Lolium rigidum, 1121 nucleotides. RefSeq names its product splicing factor 3B subunit 4-like. Lineage: Eukaryota; Viridiplantae; Streptophyta; Magnoliopsida; Poales; Poaceae. The transcript is spliced from 4 exons. Bases 77 to 646 code for a protein of 189 amino acids. The record is from RefSeq and is a predicted model, not a curated record. Gene Ontology annotation, molecular function: RNA binding.
CGCUCGCUUCCCCCGGUUGGACUCCUCCGCCUCCGCGUUGCGGCGUCGACCCCUCCGCCCCCCAGAUCCGGUCCCCAUGGCGAGGAACCCGGGCUGCGCCGUCUACAUAGGUAACUUGGAUGAAAAGGUCUCGGAGAGGGUUUUGUAUGAUAUUCUUAUUCAGGUAGGUCGUGUAGUAGACUUGCACAUACCUCGUGACAAGGAAACUAGUCGACCCAAAGGUUUUGCUUUUGCUGAGUAUGAAACAGAGGAGAUUGCCCAGUAUGCUGUUAGGCUGUUUUCUGGCCUUGUUCGGCUUCACAAUAGAACACUUAAAUUUGCGAUCUCUGGGCAGGACAAGCCCUCUUCAAAUGGCAAUGUUCCUGUAACACCUAAAAUGAACCCUAUACCACUACCAAAUCCACAUCAACCAAUGAGAUCUAGUGAUACUCCUGUGUCACAGAAUAGAGUGGUGAACGGUAGGAUUGCAGGCUAUGGUGUUUCUCCUAAUCAGUCUUAUGAUUUCCACUCUCAAGCAUCAAGUGGGGUAGCAGGUAGAGGAUUAAGUGAUGGUACAUAUGAGUAUAGUAGACGUGUAUUUGGUUCUGUUCUCAGUGAUGUUAGCCGUCGAGCUGACAGACAACCAGUUCCAUACCCGUCCUACUAGCACACUGAGCUCCAGUGAAUGUAACAACGGCCAGUGAAGCCAUUGUUGUCUCAGCCCUUCCAUUAUGUCAUCUGGCUACUUGCCAUUACAUGCAUGUAAAUAUGGCUUAUGUUAGUGCAUGUGAGUGGUUUUCUGGUAGCUCCUUUGUUUUCUACAUUGUAGCCAUGUCUGUCCCUGAUGGUUAGGUUCCAUGUGUUGUUGUCCGAUAGGAUCUUGCCUCCACUAAUGCCGCUGUAGUACUUACCCUAGUUACAGGGAUUGGGUGGCAAUAUCCUUAGUUCAAAAUGUUCAAGCUAUUAUGUUAUUUGUGUUUCUCAUGUCCUUUGGAUCUGUAUUGUGUUGGGACAUAAAUAUGGGUAGAGAAACCCAGGAAAUCUGCCCUGUAUCGUUAAACCUAUUUAUAAUGAUGUAUGGUUGAUAUGACUUGUUUGCUUGAGCAGUAUUUGUAUAGAAGCCACAUUAUUGCUUUUGAUUA